AGUCAUGAUCCGAUGAACCAGUCACCGUUUUGAACCUUGGAUUGCACGCUGAACCAAAACCGGUGAAUGAUGGUUGAGGUCUUGGGUCUAUCUCAAGCCCAGCUCUCUUGUCUUUCAAACAAAGGGGAAAUCUAGCAAAUCAAAAAGCUCUAUCAAUUUGCAAAUCACCACUGAAAUUCCACGAUUCACUUUUCACACUCCAUUUCCACUCGAAUCUCAAAAUAUUCUGUGACAAAUACUUGUAAUUUAUACUAUAUAGCAAUGGAAGAGAACAAGAAUUCACCGAAGAAGGAGGAUAAAGAGCCCCACGAGCAAGAUACUGAACAGUAUCAUGAAUCUAGGGCAGAUAAAUCACCCUCACCGCCACCGCCUGAACCUAAGACCAGAGGAGGAGGCUGGGGAGGCUGGGGUUUCUCUGCUUCUUCCGUUCUCGCAGAUCUCCAGAAGGCUGCUGAAGAGAUCUCACGCAAUGCUUCAGUGGUUGCAGAGAAGGCAGCAAAGAGCAUAGCAGAAAUACAAAAUGUUGAUGAGGAUUCCGAAUCCACUAAGGGGGAGGAAGAGCAAGAAGAAUCUGAAAGUGAUAAGGAUACUGAAGCUGAAGAUGAGACUGAAAAAAUACGGAAAUCUGCUUUAGAUAAAUUGGAGAAUGCAAGUGAGGAUUCCUUACUAGGCCAGGGUUUGAAGGUUCUUGAUCACUCUGUAGAGAAUUUUGCGUCAGGAGCAUGGCAAGCAUUAGGAAGUGCAUUGAAAGGGGGCACCAAUCUUGUCCAAAAAAUUGAGCAUUCAGCUGUGAACAUUGCUGAAUCAAUUCAACAUGGUAACAUACCAGGAGGAGCUGGUUCUGUAGCACCAUCCUUACUACAGACUGGAAAAGCUUUUACUUUCAAGGGAAUGCAAGUGCUUGAAUAUGUUGGCAAGGAGACCAUGGAUCUGCUGAUCACAGAGACUGGUAUUGAAGUUGAGAAGAAUUCUAAAGACAUUGAAAGAGAAGCUGAUGAGGAUCAGUUACUUGAGGAAGUAACAUUUGAUCGAUGCUUCUAUAUAUAUGGCGGUCCUGAACAGUUGGAGGAGCUUGAGGCAUUGUCCAGCCAUUAUGCCCUCUUAUUUAACCGGAGAAAGGCAAAAUUACCAUUGGAACAGAAGUCUGUAUAUGACGGAAAGCUUAAACUUGUUCAGCAAUUGUUCAAUUUGAGUAUUGAAAUGGAUGACAAUGAUAAUGAGUCCAACAAAGGGAAGAAAAUAGAGACUGGAACUGAAGGAAGUAGCUAUGAGAUUAAAAGUUUACACGAUUCAAGUGUCAACAAAGCUGCUGACAUGGCUGCAGGGUUUACAAGUGCUCUAGCAGGGCUUAAUGCAAAUGACAUAGUGCAAAGAACUGCUGGGAGAUUAGAAGCUCUUCACUCAGAGGGGGUUCAUAGGCUUUCUGAAAUGUGUAGCUCAGCAGUGUCUCAACUUCUGAUGCUCGGAAAAUCCAUCAUAUCCAUUGCUAACAAAAUGCAGGAAGAAGAUGUUGAUGGGGAUAUCUUGAACAUUGACUGGCCUGAAGAUUCUGUUGAAAAAGCUAAGGUAAUCCGAACAAAGGCACAAUCCAUGGCAGGAUAUGUUGAAGCAGUUUGCAACAGUUUUAUAACAGGCAUCUCUGAUGUGGCUGAGGCUUAUGUAGCUGCCAUGAAGAGUGCCACCGCAGAUUCCCAUGAUAAUCUUCCAAAGACACCAAUCAAAGAAAAAGCCAAUACUUUCUCUCAACUUAUCCGGACUGACCAGACCACUGCAGUGAGCAAAAUCCAGGAUGGGUUACAAUACUUGUCAUAUGUAGUCAUUUCCACAUCUAUGCCAUCUGCCUGAGAAAUACUUGCACUGAUGCACUUUCAUAUCUUUUCAAUCACAUUUGUAAAAGUAGCUGUUCUAUUUUAGGGCAUUCUGUCUGAAAAUGAACUUGAAAAAUUUAGAUGAAACUGCUUGCUUUAGAUGUUUCUAGAGCUGUUCAAUUUGAAUGAUGUUUACAAAUAGGAAGCAGUUUAUUUCCCA
Messenger RNA from Manihot esculenta (cassava), 2028 nucleotides. RefSeq lists its product as uncharacterized. Bases 262 to 1845 code for a protein of 527 amino acids. Lineage: Eukaryota; Viridiplantae; Streptophyta; Magnoliopsida; Malpighiales; Euphorbiaceae. The transcript is spliced from 9 exons. The record is from RefSeq and is a predicted model, not a curated record.